Messenger RNA from Panicum hallii, 384 nucleotides. RefSeq names its product cortical cell-delineating protein-like. Lineage: Eukaryota; Viridiplantae; Streptophyta; Magnoliopsida; Poales; Poaceae. The record is from RefSeq and is a predicted model, not a curated record. The coding region runs from base 1 to 384 and encodes 127 amino acids. The transcript has a single exon.
AUGGCGCCAUCGUCCAAGACCAAGCUGGCUGCGCUCCUGAUGGCCCUAGCCGCCCUGUCGAUGGCGGCGGCCCAAGUGCCACCGCCUCCGCCGCCGCCGCCGUCCAGUGGGAACGGCACCUGCGAACCGCUGAAGCUGCGCGUGUGCGGCGGCCUGCUGAGCGGGCUGCUGGGCGGGCUCCUCCCGGGGGCCGGCGGGAACGGCGGCCAGUGCUGCCCGCUGCUCGGGGGGCUCGUCGACUUGGACGCCGCCGCCUGCGUCUGCGCCGCCCUGAGGGCCAACGUCCUCGGCGUCAACCUCAACGUCCCUCUCGCCCUGGACCGCCUGAUCAACACCUGCGGCAGGGACGUCCCCGCCGGCUUCACCUGCCCGCCGCCGGCUUGA